Molecule: messenger RNA, 3618 nt
Organism: Fusarium oxysporum Fo47
Lineage: Eukaryota; Fungi; Ascomycota; Sordariomycetes; Hypocreales; Nectriaceae
Exons: 1
Coding region: 1-3618 (1205 amino acids)
Source: RefSeq, a predicted model, not a curated record
AUGUCUAGUCCACGAUUGCUCACCCAAGGGGCUAUGGCCCAGGUCAUCCAGCAGGUUCGAGAUCCCCAAACCGGAGACCCAGUCAGGCCACUCCUUGGAAAAGGCGAAAUGCGACUAUACAGCUUUUACAAGCCAAGUCUCCAAGCAAAAGACUACACAAUCAACGCAACGCAAACCAUCACAUCUGGCACUCAGAAGCUUACCCUGUACAACACAAAACCUGACGUCAGCGCUCUGGGCUUAGCCGGCCAGCGAUUCGAGGUCAUAGUGCCGCGUUUUAGUCUGGACACGAAAUUGAUCAAUACGUAUUAUCCUCCCGAUGGCCACCAAGACGAGGCUCGAAUUCUGCCUCAUAUUGUCUUGAAUGACCCUCAUUAUCCGUGGGAGAUAUCAGCAGGAGUGACGGCAAAUAUGACAGACGGAAUCGACUUUGGCCCUAUAGUUGGAAGUGACGGCAAGACUGAAACAGUGGCCCGUUCAAUGGUUCCCUGGGUGGCCCUUCUAGUCUUUGAUCCAGACGAUCUACGGCUUACGGAUAUUGCAGAAGCCAAGGCUCUAGGCCUUCCGGGAUUUACAUCUGAGGUUGAUCUAAAAACGCAAACACCUAAUGGCACCUUCAGCAUGACCGUUGCCGAUUACUUUGCAAACAUUACAGAAACAUCAAGGAUCAACUAUGCGGCUGGUUACAAAGACCCAGCCACUGGCAACCUACCAGAUCCCUUGCCGCAGGAAUACGACGAGAUAUUACGCACGCUAGACAAAACAAAUGUCAUCUUUCCCCAGAAGUCUCUUGUGAAAAAGCUCUUCACGGACUCAACAAGGGCUGAUACUGCCACCAAUAAAUAUGGCGUAGAGCAGUAUAAGUACAUGUCUCAUGUCCGAGAGAUCAACACCGAAGGCUGUCCAGAUGCUGGGGUCCAAGAACAGGGAAUCUUCUCUGUUGUUAUUGCAUCCAGAUCAGGAGCACUACGAGACAAAGUGUUGGUGAAUAAUGUCUGGACUGAGCUUCCUACCAACAUUUCUCAGCCUCGCACCCAAGUCUGCCAUCUGGUGUCGAUCGAGCAUCUAGACUCGACGAUUGAUACAUGGACAACAGACCAGCCUAGCCAGCGCAUUGGCAUGAUAUCACUUUUCUCUUGGAUCUACACAGCACUGCCCCCAAACCCCGUCAACUUUGUAACGACGGUACGAAACUUGACUGAGAACCAGCAGAUGCUUAGAGUGGACGACAAGGUUCUUGCUGGUCUUGAUCUAGCCAAUGAGCAGAACACCGCGUCAGGGGAUAACAGCAUCAAAUCUCAAGUGUCUACUGUACUAGCUGAUCGACUUCGAAUGGGAUAUACAAUCUCACGCUGGAGAACGCAAACAGGCGAAGAAACAAGUGCAUUCACCCGAGGACCGCUGGUUCCGCUGCCAACUCCGGCAGUCCCUGCGCCAAAUACGAUUCAAGACUGCUCUUUUACAUCUCAGGAUUAUCAGAUCCUUGAUUCCACAACCGGAAUGAUGGAUCUUUCAUAUUCGUCUGCUUGGCAAUUAGGUAAACUACUGGCCAUAUCUGACACGACUUUUAGCUCUGCCUUGAUGCGGUUUCGAUCUCUUGUACGGAAUGCAUCGGUGAACUCGACUAUGAUGAAGGCGAAUAACAUGACAGCUGCAGCUGAUGUUGUUGCAAGUGUCAAGUCAACCAUCAGCAAUCUAAAAGCUCUAGCGACUGCACGCCAUGAAGUCCCAGGCACUCCUCAAAGGGUCCGACCACCAAGCACUCGCGAGGCAAUAACUAGUGUCAGCGAAGCGGGAGUGGCAUUGACAUUUCAAUCCGAUAUCGAGAAAUCUGUAGGCUCCAACACAGCUGCGGGACAAGACUCAAAAGGCACUCCAAUACCAUACAAUGGAUUCAAUCUCCAAGGUCCUAAUAAUAGUGACUGGGUUAUAAUUCACGAUUGGUUAGCUGAUAAGCUCUCACUCGGGGGCAUCCCGUCUCACUAUUUAUUACCAGAGCCUUCUUUCCUGCCCGCAGAGUCGCUUCGAUUCUUCUAUAUCGAUGACUUUUGGUUGGAUUGCCUUCUUGACGGGGCCUUGUCAGUGGCCAAUCACCUGGAUGCAGAUGAUGAUGUGGUCCGCAGGCAGAUCAAGACACAAUUCAACACGUACCUUUCGACGCCUGUUCCUGACGCUGGGUAUAAACCUCAGGUUCCUUGUUAUGGAUUCUUCAUCAGAUCCAAAGUGAUCAAGGCUAUGCCAGACAUGAAGAUCUCUGUUACUUGGAAGAACCCAGAUAAGAGGUACCCGGUCUGUAGAUGGACCAAAUGGGAUGAUCAAACACUCAUGUGUCUUUUGGAUCGUCAACCGCAAGAAUUAGACUAUAUCGAACUAUCCCAACCGCAGCAUCAACAGAGAUUUGCUUUGGGUGAGGCUAUUGACGCCACCGGAUCAGGGAACAUCACUUUCUUGCUCCGGACGCUGUUUACAGUUGCCCCGGGCAUUUCUCCUGAUGGGGCUCAGGUUUCCGAUGAUAUGUCGCGAGGUUGGCUUGACUGGGACUCAAGAGGCAUCAAGAUCCGACAGCUUGCGAUGGAUGUCAAUCAGCAGCUCAAUAAGGCGGCCCCAGGGGAGUAUGUUGACCCGACGCCCAAUUCAUGUGAGACGGGAUUAGAACUCAAUGACCCGAGAUAUUAUUUCACGAUAGUACCUCCACCAGGCGUUGACUCUACUCCCGUCCCAAGGGAUCGUCAACUCUUCAGUCGCAAUCCAUCCUCGACUCCAUCACCACCACAGCCUCCUACUCCACCUCCUAGUAAGCCCAUUAAGCCAGGAGAACCAAGCGGGUUGGAUCUCCCACCAACAGUUCCACCUCCAGCAGCAACCCAAAAACCACCCACAACGCUGUCGUCAGUCCCGUCACCAGCUCACCAGCGGCCCCAUACCUCAACUCCCGCCAUAAUUCCACAGCCUACAAACAAACUCUUGGUCACUCAACUCGCCAGCUCCUCUAUAAGAUCUUUUGCAACGCCGCAGUCUAGGUACGACAUGAAGAUUUACGUCGACUACCGUGAUCCACCGAAACGGUUUCCCGGCCCAUUCGAAAAGUACAGUGCCACGGACUAUAUCCCCACCAAGAAUAACUACUACUUCGAUCUCAUCUUCAGCAUCCGCAAAAAGCCCUCAGCAAUCACAUCUGACUACAAACUUCUCAAAGUGGUGAUCGAUAUCCCUAUUGAGUCUGUUCCGAAAGCAACAAACAAAGAGGCAUUAUUGACCCCAAACUACGAUGGACCCGGUGUGCGCAUGCUCAACAACCAACGCUUUGUACCUUUUCUCUUCACCGAUGAGAAGCUGCCGAUGCUGCAUGCUGAGGUCGUUCCGCGCUCCUCUACACUUGACGAUGCGCUGCAGCUUAAUGACUUUAGCUCGUCACAACUAUCAUUCCGACUUGCAGAGGCAAAUAUCUCGCCAGUCAAUGUCGUAACAAGAGUGGUGAUCGAUGGGCAGGUGAAGCCGAUGGAGGUGGGAAAGGUAUUCAUCACAUGGACCGAGUGGUAUAGCACGCCAGCAAGUCCGGCGGGAGAGCCAGUUAUAAAUCACUACACACUACUGAAGCAGAGUGUGACCGACGACUGA